GCAGUGAAGAAACUCUGACCAGUUGCUUGAAGCCACGGACAUCAUCCAGGACAGAGACUUUUGCCUUUGAACUGAACUGUUGCCUGCCGGUCUCCUUCACUUCUCCCCAAAAAGACUCUGUUUCCCAAAGGAAUCCUCAACUCCAUCGUUCUCUAACAGCGAUCAGCUCACUGAAUUCUGUGUUGUGUAACUGUUGUUGUGUGUCUCCUUUAUCAACUGAAAAAUGUCACCGAGAAUGUUGUUUUGUUGUGCUGUUAUCCUGUGUCACCUGGUUAUUGUUACUGAUACUCUGUAUGACAGCCAUCAUGAUGUGCACAAGGACAACACUUUUCUGAAGACGGCUCAUGGGUUAGCCCAGGCCAAGCGUAAGCAUUCGUGUUGGGUAUGCGGGUUAAUGCCAUCUGCCUCUGAAGUGUAUCCUUACAUAGCCAUCCCCUUUACCAUCCCAGAGUAUGUAGCAGCCUUUAACAGUACUACAAAUGGUUCCCCUGAUGACAUCUUUCCCAAUCCUCCAUGGGCCAGAGGGCCCCCUACUAAGCUUAAAUUGAGUUAUGCCCCACGUGGUGUGGUCUGUUGGGUGGCCGACAAGAGUGGACGGUCGGUGGUAGGUCAGAGCAUCUGCCCAUAUGAAGUUCAGGUUGGACAGACUGAGGUUUCCAUUGAACAGUCAGGUGAAGUGGUCCUUAUUCCCCUUCCCCCGAUGAUGCGUGUUCCAGGUGGGACGCCAGGAAGCACGGUCGUCACUAAUGCACUAGCCCCUGUACGUGGUUCCAUGUUUGUGUGUGGACAGUAUGCAUAUUCCUAUCUUCCCCCUAAUUGGCAAGGCUCUUGUUAUUUAUCUUAUGUUGUUCCAGCUGUGAGGAUUGUGGGGAGGGAACAUUUGGUGGGUGAGUCAACAUCCAUACACCCUAGGACUAAGCGUGACGCUUUUGGGGGUCACAGUACUGUUGCAACCCCGACACAGAGAUUCUUUGCCGCUUUAAUUCCAGCUUAUGGCCUAACUGUGGCGCUUGAUGAGAUUAGAGAUCUGGUACACAUUGUUGAUGUAGUAGCUAAUGACACUGCACGUGCUCUUUCAGACAUUAACCGAGAACUGUAUGCAGUAAGACAGGUUGCCCUUCAGAAUAGACUCUGCCUGGACGUGGUUUUGGCCAGUAAGGGAGGUGCUUGUGCUCUGAUUGGACAGGAAUGCUGUACUUAUGUGCCUGACUCGACCGGUAAUGUCUCCAAUUACAUCAAAGAUAUUUACGCCCACGUGCAGCAGCUUAAGCGGGAUAAUGGUAGCUGGUCCCUGGGAGGUUGGUUGAGUAGCUGGGGUGGGCCCCUGUUUGCUCAGAUUGUCCAGUUCAUUAUGCCCCUGCUCAUUCCCAUCUUUGUCAUCUACUUAGCAAUCCAAGUGGUGUUGUGUAUCAUUAAGCGUGCCACCACUACCAAUCCAAGAUUGGCCCCUGUUAGAGUACCUCCUGCCCAGCCUCGGGAUGAACCGAGGAUGUGGGUUUGAUUCCUUUCCUUUUUUAAUUUUUUUAUGUGUGAGACAAUCCUCCGGAACGAAAUCAGUUAUUAUGUUUUUCUUUUAAGACACCGGCACUUCCUCCUUUUCGAAGUGCUAGAGAAGUAAUCUUGUCUUGGUUUGUCCUCUGUUCUUUAGACCACAUCAGACUCCUUUUAUUUGUUUUGUAUGAUCUAUAAAAAUCUGUGUUUUUUAAUUGAUCAAGAGGGGGGACUGUAGAAAUCUGGGGUAUUUCUGUAUGUAUUCUGAUGUGUUCAUCUGUGUUACUUUUGUGUUACUUUUUGUGUGUAGUAGAGACGUGGAGAGGUACAUGCCAUUGUUUGUGUCUGCACAUAGGAUUUACCAUCAACAGGUCAGACUGCCAUGUUCCUGGCCGUAGUCAUAGCAUGGGCAGAAUGAGAUAUCACCUUGUUAUUCUGUUUUCAGGGCUAGUACUUUUCCUAUUAUUUUUGAGCUAUGGCUGGUACCUUCCACGUUGGCAUGAUUUACGUUGACAUGAUUUUAGUAUAACAGGCUUUGUCUCAGGUUUGGACUUCGAGACGGAUCGAGGAAGCGACUCGGGGAGCAUCUUAUGCCAAGACGCUCAGCAGCAGCCCGCUUCUACUAACUACCACACCUGUUAGACUCUGUGCAGUUUUACUGUUUGAGACUUAGCCUGUGCUCGGUUAGUGAGUGUUGUACCAUCUACAAUAAAUUAUU
Messenger RNA from Alosa alosa (allis shad), 2209 nucleotides. RefSeq names its product ERV-BabFcenv provirus ancestral Env polyprotein-like. The record is from RefSeq and is a predicted model, not a curated record. Bases 224 to 1501 code for a protein of 425 amino acids. The transcript has 2 exons. Lineage: Eukaryota; Metazoa; Chordata; Actinopteri; Clupeiformes; Clupeidae.